AUGUCAUCAUUGGUAAAGGAGGACUUGGAGAAGAAACUGUUUAAGCCACUCUCGCAGAAUCUGUACGAGUUUAUUGAAAUAGAGUACUCAGUCCAGGACAGGUAUUACCUCUGCGUGUCAGUGACCAAAAAUGAAGAAGUAAAAAUAAUUAUGGUGAAACACUACAGAAUAGGUUUAGAUGAAAAAUAUGAAGUAACCAAAAAGUGGUCUUUGAACGAUCUACAGAUGAUUGAUGGAAAAGAAGCAGAUAAAGACAAUCCGUUUUUUGACCUGCACUUUAAGAAAGUGUACAGUUUGGAAGCAUAUAGUUGUGCUUCGAAAUAUGCCUUUGCUCGAACUGUAAACAAGUUGAAUCACGCAUACCUUAAGAAGGACUUACAGAUCGUGAACUUUGAUUCUACUUACAUUAAUGAUGAUUCAAUUUGGUCCUCCAACAACAAGGAUUGCUUGGUCCUUAUGAGAAUAUGCUUUUAUGCUUUCAAUCUAGUGUGCUUGUCCCUGUGUCCCCUGCCACUCUGAAUAUGUAUACCAUGUUCCUUCAUCAGUGUUCUC
This is a messenger RNA of Hippopotamus amphibius kiboko, 552 nucleotides long. It is a transcript of the gene EXOC1L, whose product is annotated as exocyst complex component 1 like. The transcript has 3 exons. Lineage: Eukaryota; Metazoa; Chordata; Mammalia; Artiodactyla; Hippopotamidae. The coding region runs from base 1 to 519 and encodes 172 amino acids. The record is from RefSeq and is a predicted model, not a curated record.